ACACACACGAAUAAUUCGCUGAUAAGUCCAGUAAUAUAGAAUCAUUGAAAUGGGGAAAAGAACAUGUGGGACUCUUUCCUUGUCAACCACGGAGAAAGAAGAACAGAAAUGGAAGCGAGGGAGAGAAAUGGAAGACGUCCCCAAUUUGCAAUUGAGGAAAGUGGAAGGUUAUUAUUAAGAGCUUCAAGUCGUGGCGAAGGGCAAUUCGGCGUUAGGGUUUGUUUUGGAUCUCUCUCUCUCUGGUUGUCUUCGUCGACAACAAUGUCUCUGCUUGCCAAGCUCUCGGUUCGCAACGGGCUCCUGGGCGUGGGGCAGAACAAGGUUCGCAUGUUGUCGACAUUGACCCCUUAUCUCCUUCUGGACAGGAAUGUGGUGGGAAAGGCUUCGUCCGGCGGAAAGGCCAUCAAUUGCAACCUGUACGAUCCGAGGAAGGGAGAGACGGUCAAGAGCCCAGCCUUGGAAUUGUCAAAGGAGCUGCAGAUGAUAGGAUCGUCGAGGGGAUGGGUGGCUCUAAUGAACGAGAGUGAUUCCACCGUGCGUCUCACCGACAUGUUAGAAUAAUCUUGUAUGAGAAUAUUUUAUUUUAUGUUUAAAUAAUGUUUUGUUGAUAAUUUGAAAUGGUCAAAUUAUCAAAUCGAGUUUUAAGGGAAGAUGGGUUGACAGGAGACGUGUUAGGAGUAGUUAACAUUAAUUUAGGAUAGUUUGUUUUAUUUAUUUUCUUUAUUUAUACCUCAAAGGUUAAUGUACAAAAAAAUAUAGAGUAAUAAAAUGGUGCCCUACGGGGCCAAAGUUAAUA
Messenger RNA from Tarenaya hassleriana, 796 nucleotides. RefSeq lists its product as uncharacterized. The coding region runs from base 64 to 561 and encodes 165 amino acids. The record is from RefSeq and is a predicted model, not a curated record. The transcript is spliced from 3 exons. NCBI's taxonomy places the organism in Eukaryota, Viridiplantae, Streptophyta, Magnoliopsida, Brassicales, Cleomaceae.